Molecule: messenger RNA, 495 nt
Organism: Dichotomopilus funicola
Lineage: Eukaryota; Fungi; Ascomycota; Sordariomycetes; Sordariales; Chaetomiaceae
Exons: 1
Coding region: 1-495 (164 amino acids)
Source: RefSeq, a predicted model, not a curated record
AUGCCGUCCUACUACACUCUCACUGAGCCACACCCAACCGUCGCCCAGAACAGCUACACGCACUCCGGGCGCGGCGGCCUAGGCAACUUCUUCCGCGCGCCCGCCACUACUGCACCAAGCGGAGUACCCACGCCAUCGACCUCCACAACCGCCGCCAGCACCCGACGAUUCUACUCGGGCCGCGGCGGCGCCGGGAACGCCCACUCGGCUGGCGUGCGACCCGUCUUGUCCUUCGACGAGGAGUUUGCCCGCGCCGAGGUGCGCGAAAACAAGAAGGCCUCCGGUAGCUCGGCGAUCCAUGUCGGACGUGGCGGCGCCGGGAACUUCAUUUCUAGUUCUUACUCGAACGGCAAAUCCCAACAAGCGGGGGAUGACUACGAUGGCGAGACGCUUGCCCGGCGGGGUUCGGCCAACACCGAUAUGAGCAGCCGGUCAACAUCCAGCUCGGGAUCCCUCUCCGGAUUCUGGGGCCGCGUAAGGAGCGCUGGGCGGUAG